AUGGCGCAAUCACAGCCGUUCGGUCAGCCGGCGUUCAGUACUCCAUCUGGUAGGCACGGUUCCGGACUCUCUUCAGUGUCUUCAGCGCAAACGGCGGGCAAGGAUGUAGUAAAUCAGGUAUUUAGAACUCGCGUGCGCUCAAUCUGCGGCCAUAAGAAAGACAGUCGUGCUAUUCUUUUUUUAGUGUUGCCAAUUGUGGCUAUUAUCCUAGCUUGUUUCCGUGGACGGUACCGGGGGACUGGGGGAAAAAAUGUGCCGCGAAGGCUGGCAACUGGACCGCCACAGAAAGAGGAUGACAGGGAACUUUCGGAUAUUCUCGACAUGUGCUUGGAGAUGGAAGAGGAGAGGAGCUUCUUGCCACCCGCAGCAUCCCACGUAGCACAGACCGGAUUCGCAGAAAGACAAGGCAUGCCUGUCAGACCCCAGUAUGAGCAGAGCCUGCAAGCAGCCCAAGCAGCUAGGCCUUUGCUCGACGGAUCCAUUUUUCAACCCCACCUCCCAUACAGUCAACUCCGCCUGAGCACUGAGGCGGGGAUUGCACAGGGCCAACAGGGAUGGCUUGGUGCUUCCACGGAGGUGUUUAGUGGGCUAUAUAUGGGAAAUCCUCAAAUAGAUUCGCCGGGCAUAUCUUCUUUCCCACCCGCUGAUAAUAAUUCAUAUCUCAGCGGGCUUGGCAACUCUGCAGUCCCCUUAUCGGGAGGCGCAGUGCCAUAUUGGGGCCUUGGGGGGCCGUUGGCUCCAAAAGCGCCUUGGGCGCCUUCUUUUGUAAGUCAAGGCGAGUCGACCAAUACGCUUAAUCCAGCACUUGCUAGUGGACCGCCGUGUUCAUUAGUUCCUGAAGGUCUCACGCUGAACCAGCCCCGUCCUCGUCCAAUCCGUCCUCUUCUGCCAGCCCCUUCGUCCUCCUCCUCCACCAAUGAGACGCCUCAGGAAGGUACUACGGCACCAAAGAAACCUCCGAAAAGGCGUUCUGCCUCAAUUCUAAGCCAGCUGGCAGUUCCCGGAAAGAAGCGGAAGGGACAGCGCUUUUUGAAUAAACAACUUUACGGUGGCGUUACACCUGAGGGUCCCGUUGAGUUCGUAGUUUUCGCCCCACCUGAAACACAGACGAGUGCAACCGAAAGCAGUGUGAUUCAGGCUUCCGCUGGCUUGUCGGGCGAAGCAAGCUGGUCAAGCAAGGAGACAUCCUCGGGCGAAUCAGAAGAAACUGCUGCGCCAAGUACGGCGCAAACUACAGACGCUCCUUGUAGCGAUUCACAGUCUGAGCUUACAGAAUCCGACCCCGUCUCCGAGUCUUUCAGCGCUUUGCAUCCCUUUUACAAGCUACCGGUGUUGGAGGCUAAUGCUAUCGUGAGGAAAUUUUGCGCGGUGAACGCGUUUGGACACACCAUCUUGCUCGUUCAUCCUUCAUCGGCCUUGAGGUUCAUGCAGACCUCUUUCGCAAAACAGCGCAUUAAUGAAAGGGAAGCUAACGGGAUUAUUAUCGAGUCUCAACGUAUUGUGAAUCACUUGUUUAAUUUCCAUAGAUCAGCUGUCCCGUGGCGGAGCGCUUCCAAAGCUGUUUUGACUCUAGGACUUCGCUACCUGAUGCUGGACUCACUACUCUGUGCAAUUGAUCUUUUGGGGCCGGCGAUGGAUGCGCCGCAGUGGUGGACGAAGCUCGUCAAAUCGAUUCCAACAAAAAUCGCUAUUAAGGAUUUACGAUUGCAGCUUAACCGCAGCAAACACUACGCACUACUUGCAGAACGGCUCAGCGCUGCUUCAGAAGCGAUAAAGAGAGGCCUAAGACCUGGAGCAAGGGAGACAGUUGCUUUGAAACGGGACCUCUUUUGCACGGAAUUGUCACUUCCACUGUUUAAGAAGCCCCAGUGGGACAUAUGGCGCUAUUUUCACAAGCUCUCCUGCGGAGGUGCACCAGAAAACUUUUGCGGCUGA
Molecule: messenger RNA, 1935 nt
Organism: Eimeria necatrix
Lineage: Eukaryota; Apicomplexa; Conoidasida; Eucoccidiorida; Eimeriidae
Exons: 1
Coding region: 1-1935 (644 amino acids)
Source: RefSeq, a predicted model, not a curated record